Messenger RNA from Corythoichthys intestinalis (scribbled pipefish), 5112 nucleotides. Its product is annotated as HHIP-like protein 1. The record is from RefSeq and is a predicted model, not a curated record. Bases 739 to 3633 code for a protein of 964 amino acids. Lineage: Eukaryota; Metazoa; Chordata; Actinopteri; Syngnathiformes; Syngnathidae. The transcript is spliced from 14 exons. Gene Ontology annotation, cellular component: membrane.
UCCCCUGCUGUCUGGAUGGAUGGUGUUCGUUGCUGCAACUAGAGAGCACAUGUCACAGAAAAAAACAACAGAAAUAGGCGCUUUGAAGACAGAAGGUGACAGGAGGCUGGAGCAGCGUUUAUUGUCUUUUUGCACCUCCUUCUGGAGACUGGAUUACAUAUAUGCCAUGCAGCUGCUUUCAUAAGAAUUAUUCAGCGUUCUGGAAAUGUUUUGAAGAAUUUCUCUUAUGGUGGACAUUAAAAUAAGAUUUUUUUUCAAGCUUGAAAGUCAAGGAUUGAUUCUGACACAGUAAGGACUUUUGGGGCAACAAUCACAACCCUGUGACAGAUGCACAGAAGACUUCCAUAAGAAAGCACUGGACCAUUUUUUUUUUUUUUACUUUUAGGAUAACUUCUUAUAUAGGUGUGAUAUGUGGGUUUACUUUUAAGACCGAUCCUUAGUAAGCUGUCAGACAAUUUGCAAACAGGUGUGAAGAGUGGUCAGUGUGUUUGAUGCACACAUGCAAAACUCCAGGAACAUCAGUGCUUGACAAUAAAUUGUCUACUGGCUUGACUUUAAUGUCGGAAUGUUAGAGUUAAAACAUACACAUUUUCUCAUGACGUAUGUUCACGUGACAUUAGUAUUUUUAUUUACGUCUAACUUCAACUCACACGCUUAGCAUUCAGAAGCCAUACUCACUCACAAUACUAGAAAGUUCAGUCAAAUCGUACUUAAUGUACUGAAAAUUUUCUUUUAAAAAUGACCUUACCGAAAUGCAAACUGAACCAACAUCGCAUCCCGGGAUGGACCUUCCCCUGUCAUUUACUUCUGAGCAUUCUGCUGCUGUUCACCCUAGUCAUUUUGGGGGGCUGUCAUCCUCAGUGUUUGGAUUACAAACCACCUUUUGAGCCCCAACAGGCACUGCUUUUCUGCAAGGAGUACGCCAAGUUCGGAUGCUGUGAUGAGGAAAAGGAUCAUCAGUUGUCCGUCAGGUUUUACACCAUCAUGGAGCACUUUGAUCAUUCCGGUUAUGCCACCUGUGGAAAGUUUAUACGCAACCUCCUCUGUCAGGAGUGUUCUCCAUAUGCUGCUCACCUGUAUGAUGCAGAGGAUGCAAACACACCCAUGCGCAUUUUGCCUGGACUAUGUGACAGCUAUUGCAAUGACUACUGGCACCAGUGUAGAUACACACUGAGUUUACUCCUGGAAGACCAGGGGAACCCAAGGGAGUAUGUAAAUCUGACCGCCACACUGGAGGAAGAUCACAGACGCUUCUGUGAAUUUUUGGAGCUGAAAGACAAACAGUACUGCUACCCUAAUGUUUUGACAAAUGCAGAACUGAAUGCUAACCUGGGUUUUGUUCGAGAGGAUGCCGAAGGCUGUCUUGAGAUCUGCUUGCAGGAAGUUGCAAACGGGCUCCGAAACCCGGUGGCUAUGAUCCAUGCAAAUGAUGGAACCCACCGUUUCUUUGUGGCAGAGCAGCUGGGCUAUGUGUGGGUCUAUCUGCCCAAUGGCUCCAGGAUUGAUCGCCCAUUCCUGAACCUCACACACGCUGUCCUGACAUCACCUUGGGCUGGAGACGAGAGAGGAUUCCUGUGCAUAGCCUUGCAUCCAAAGUUCACCACUGUCAGAAAAGCUUACGUUUACUAUUCGGUGUCUGUCAAGAAGGAGGAGCGGAUACGCAUCAGCGAGUUCACACUGUCAACACAUGAUGACAACCAGCUUGACCACUCCUCAGAAAGAACCAUCCUGGAGCUGGUUGAACCAGCAUCCAAUCAUAAUGGGGGGCAGCUUUUGUUUGGGCAUGACGGAUAUUUGUAUAUCUUCAUUGGAGAUGGUGGUCGAGCUGGGGACCCCUUUGGAAAAUUUGGCAAUUCACAGAACAAGUCAACCCUCCUUGGCAAGGCACUACGUAUUGAUAUUAACAAUAAUGAUGAUAGUGCCCCAUACAGAAUCCCUUCAGACAACCCAUUUCUGGGGGAGAAGGGGAGCCUUCCAGAAAUUUAUGCUUACGGUGUACGCAACAUGUGGCGCUGUUCCAUUGACCGUGGAGACCCGAAGACAGGUUUUGGUCGAGGCAGGAUGUUUUGUGGUGAUGUCGGGCAGAACAAAUAUGAAGAAAUAGACAUCAUUGUGAAAGGAGGCAAUUAUGGAUGGAGAGCAAAAGAAGGCUUCAGCUGCUAUGAUCGCAGACUUUGUCGCAACUCAUCGUUGGAUGACAUCUUGCCUAUCUUUGCCUACCCUCAUAAAAUGGGCAAAUCAGUGACAGGGGGAUACAUUUACAGAGGUUGCCAGAUGCCCAACCUGAACGGACUCUACAUUUUUGCGGACUUCAUGAGCGGGCGAUUGAUGUCCUUAAGGGAGAAUCUGGCAACAGGUGAAUGGCAAUACAAUGAGAUCUGUAUGGGAAGAGACCAGACGUGCAGGUUCCCCAAACUCGUCAACAGUUAUUAUAAAUACAUCAUCUCUUUUGCAGAGGAUGAGGCUGGUGAAUUGUACUUCCUUGCCACGGGUGCUCCAAGUGCCACAGUUAAAGCAGGAUUCAUCUAUAAAAUAGUUGACCCCUCCAGGCGAGCGCCACCAGGUAGAUGUAAUGUCAAGCCCUCCCCAGUAAAGAUAAAGGGAAAACUUGUUCACUUUCAUCCCCGAGAAGAAUUAGUCAUCGACAAGACUCCAGCCACCACCCCUCUUCCCACGACAACGGCAAGAAAAAUACCCCCGACCAGAAAAGCAAUAGCAAGAAAAUUUACAACACUAUCUCCAAAAACAAGAAAAGCCUCGCCUCUGCCACCAAUACCUGCAACGACAAGAAAACAAAAAAAGAUGCCGGCUCCAACAAUAGGAACAACACUGGCUCGCACCACUUUGGCAGCCACUGUGGUCAAAGCUACACCCACCGGUUAUCGCUCGGCUCUCUACACCUCAGCCUCCUCUGGGAUUCAAACCCCAACCGCCACUUCAACAAGGAGAUACAUGAGACCCCCUCAACCCCACCCAACUGCCACGUCCCGACCAGUAACCUACCCCCUCCCUCGUCCUCCUCUGUCCACAAAGCAAACCUACAUGGCUUUGACCACUGCACGUUAUCCUGAGCAUCCAAGGAGGUUGACAACACCACGGCCACCAUACUGGAACCCAAAGCCUACACCCUACAAGCCCCAACGACCCCUGAUAAACACCACUCAGACAAAAACACAGGAGGGGAAACUUGGGUUAGCAGAGAAGACUGACAACACAGACGGACAGGAAGGAAAUCAAGUGAAUAAGCGGCCCAGGGGAGGAAGCAGAGGUUACGGUUAUAAAAGAGUAAGAGGAGGAGGAAGGAUGCGCGUUGGCUCGGUACGUCUUGUCAGCGCCGAUGGUCUAUCGGAUAGAGGACGAGUUGAGAUCUUUAUCCGUGGGGAGUGGGGGACUGUGUGCGAUGACCUUUUCACCACUAAGGCAGGUACUGUAGUGUGUCGACAACUCGGCUUCACAACGGCAAUGGCUAUUAUAAAGAGGGCUGGGCUGGGCCAGGCAGAUCGCAGCGUCAGGAUCUACUUGGAUGAUGUGGAGUGUGAGGGCGGGGAAAGGUCGCUGCUUGAGUGCAAGCGAUCAAGAGUUGGGAAGCACAACUGUUCGCAUGCAGAGGAUGUGGGGGUUAUCUGUGGUUAGCAUCUGUGAGAAGAUGUGAUAGGUUGAAAGGACUGUAUUAUAGGAGUAAAAAUAUUGCUUUCAGGUUAAAAUCUACCAGAUGUAUAGUACAUAGGUUAUCACAACAAAUUCACUACAUUGAAACAUUCUUAAAAGAAGGCCCUGUGUUGAAAAUAGUGUCCAGUAACUGGCAGCAAGUAACUGACAAAGAUUUCAUAAUGAUAUUGACGGGACACGGGUCGCGGGGCCGAUUAAUAGGAGGCCUAUCUCCGUCAAAGCUGACCGGGUGGAAAAACAGACAAAGGGUUUUUUUUUGUUGAAAAUUCUUCUGAAUAAAUGCGUAGGUCCCUCAAUUCUUUAGAGUUAUGGAUGUAAAAUAGUCUUGAUUUUUUUUGUUAAAAAAGCAAAGAACUGGGCAAUUAGCAUUUAUUUUACGUAUUUUGUCGAAUGUGCUGCUAGUCUUUAAGCCACUGUAGCGCCGCCUUAUCAUCACAAAGAGCUUUUUCCGUUGAAAAUACUAAAUCCCUGAAUUCUUUAAAGAUAUGGACGUACAGCAGUCUCGAUUUUUUGUUAAAAGAGCAAAGAACCGGGCAGUUCACAUUUAUUUACGUAUGUAAAUAUGUCAAAUGUGCUGUGGCCGCCUUAUAUAAACAAAGAGCUUUUUCCAUUGAAAAUUCUUAUGAAUAAAUGCUUAAAUCCCUGAAUUCUUUAUAAAUAUGGUUGUAAAACAGUCCUGAUUCUUGGUUGAAAGCCAAUAAAAAAAAACGUGCAGCUAGCAGUCAUUUUAUGUAAAUAUUGCGAACUAUGACACCAAUGCCAUAGCGGCUAAUAUUUCCCAUGGAUUUUUUUCACAAUGUUUCAAAAUUCAUGCAUGGAAUGAAAAGUAAUAAUUACCAUGAAUUCUCGAACAAAGCACUCCUGAGACAAUCCUUCCUGUAUGUAAUCUGUACAGCUUUCUCACUUUCUCAACCUAAUCCAGCAUUAGAUCGCUGCGUGCGUGUUUUUGACAAUAACUCCUCUUGAUGCGUUCUGUGGGCAGGCCACCUACUUGAAGGCCUGGUGCAGUGUCUGACGGGUGUGACCCGUCAAUAUAAUUAUGAAGUCUAUGUAACUGCAUCAUCUGAAACAGUGGACAAACGGUAUUUAUGGGGAAAAAACAAAAUCGACAAAACAACACAUCUAACACAUCACACAGCAGUUUAUUUUAAAGAGGACGUCGGUCAUGUGCUUCAUUUAGAAUUUAAUUAUGCCUCUGGUUAUCUUGUGUAUGUUUUCAUGCCACAUUGGUGAUGACCAAUUGCAAAUAGUUACCAAUACAUGCAGGAAUGAAUAAAAGAAUAAACAUUCAUUUUUAAGAUUUGUAUCCAUUUUAUCUGCAGGUUCUUUACAGAUGAAGUAGGAAAACAUCAGCCAAUGGUUUACAGUCAAAUGUUAUCUGGGAUGAUAUUUGUUUUUAGUCUUUUUUGUUUUUUUUACUAUGUAUUUUCAGCAGGUCUACCU